Messenger RNA from Culex pipiens pallens (northern house mosquito), 994 nucleotides. RefSeq lists its product as uncharacterized. The record is from RefSeq and is a predicted model, not a curated record. NCBI's taxonomy places the organism in Eukaryota, Metazoa, Arthropoda, Insecta, Diptera, Culicidae. The transcript is spliced from 2 exons. The coding region runs from base 1 to 984 and encodes 327 amino acids.
AUGCGGUCGUACUCUUUUGAUCACGCUGAUCAUUUCCCCCCAGGAUCCUCCACUUCCGUUCCGGAUUCUUCCUCCGGUCAUUCCACUUCCAUUCCGGACCACGAGCGCAGCUUCCCUCAACAGAUGAUGCUGCACGUUUACAACACUUGUGGCAUCGUUCGCGCUCGGCAGCUCCCAUUCUGGAUCGACUUCCGGGAGCGUCACCCGACCGAGGAUCUGCCGUCGGCUCGCGAACUGCGGGCCAUGUUCUUCGACGAUGUUCUGCUAGACCCGGAAAACUACGAAGAUCUUCCGUACGCGGUGAUCCAAUACCUGAACCCACGCUUCAACCGCUUUGAUCCGGCUGUCCUCGAGGCCGGCGACGUAAUCGAGGGCGAAGACUUUCAGCUGAACGUUCCGGCCGCAUUGGGAGCUGAUGGCGCCGCCAGAAUGUCCUUCGAACAAUUGGCCGAGUACGUCAACCGACCGGCCACGCUGGUCACUCGUAACGCACCGCUGGCUCCGUUGAACGUGCAGCUCGUGUCCACCGCCUCCCGGCCGGAGGAUGCGGACGACUUAAGCGACCGCUUCGCCCAAGUUCUCAGCGAAAUGAUUUGGACGGAGGAGGAAAAGUUUGAGAAACCGGUGCUGGAACUGGCGGAAAUUCGCGCGCGUGUUGUCACCCUGGCCAGAUCCGGAAUUUCACUGCUGGACAUCAUGGAACCGUCCAUGCAGUCGUACCAGCUGAUCAACGGCCCCAACGUGGAGCCAGAAGAGCAGGUCGUUCCUGCGAUGGCACCGCCGCCGCCGCCAGUGGUGACGGACAAGUCGGCCAGGAAGCGUUGGCACUCGUUUGACGAUUCCGGUCUCGGAGCGUCCCCGUCGAAGCGAUCGCGUCUGUUCACGCCGAGUACGAUUAGCGCGAGGAAGGCACGCCUGCGUCGGAUUGUUUCCACUCGGGGGACAUGUAAGGGCAGACUUUCUGCUUUUGAUAUUAUAUUUUGACAAAUUUAAC